CAGCGAGCAGCUGCGACGCUUGCUUCACCACCACCACUCCCCGUCACGCCCUCUCACGACCUUCCAUCACGACCCGCUGCGACAAAUGCGUCUCCUGCCGCUCCUCUCGCUCGCCGCGCUCGCCACACUCGUGCUCGCCUCGCCCGCACCCGCGCCGCAGCCGACACAUGCGCCGCUGCUGCUCGCCGCGCGCCCGCUGCACCCGCGGCAGAGCAACGUCGACCAGGCGCCCAACCCCUUGUCCUCCUACCCGCCGCCCUCUUUUCCCGCCGACAUCGCCAGCUGCCCCAAGUGCGAGGCGGGCUACCCCGGCCUGAGCAGCUGCAUGGCGGCGAGCAGCGUGUUCCAGAAUGCCACGAGCAUCUUCAACAGUCCGCUGGCGUACAUCAGCGUCAUCAAGUGCGCAUGCACCGACACGUUCCAGUCUGUGUACCCACAAUGCGUCGAUUGCUUCCAGAAGACGAAUCAAUGCUGGUGGCUCGGCACCGACCCCGCAGGCACGGGCGCGGGCACCAUUGUCACCAACAUGCGCAGCAUCUGUGGCCUGGGCAGUGCCCUGCUCGGAGGAGUGGCUGCCGCCAACAACGCUACGCCGACGAUGUCGAGCGCCACGUUCAGCGCCGUCACUACCGGCGCAGAGUAUCAGACAAACCACGCCGCAGGGCCCAUCUUCGCCUCCGACGCGCCUCCGGCGCCGAUAGUCGCCGGCGCAGGCGUCUUCAUCCUCGCCACGCUUGCGUCUGCCGCUGCGCUGAUCCUCUUCUGAUGUGGCCCUCACCUUUGCCGCCGUCGCCGCCCGCCCGCCCGUCCGCCGCCGCCGCCGCUCGCCGCUGGCUGGCCGUCUCCCUCGCACGUCCGACACGACUCCUCUACG
This is a messenger RNA of Tilletiopsis washingtonensis, 874 nucleotides long. RefSeq lists its product as hypothetical. The record is from RefSeq and is a predicted model, not a curated record. The coding region runs from base 86 to 766 and encodes 226 amino acids. NCBI's taxonomy places the organism in Eukaryota, Fungi, Basidiomycota, Exobasidiomycetes, Entylomatales. The transcript is spliced from 8 exons.